AUGUCUGCGUCUGCCAAGGUCUGGAUUAAUAAGGACACCAAAGUUAUUUGCCAGGGUUUCACUGGCAAACAGGGUACAUUUCACUCACAGCAAGCUAUAGAUUAUGGAACUAACAUGGUGGGUGGAGUCACUCCAAAAAAGGGCGGCUCGAUGCACUUGGGUUUGCCGGUAUUUAAUACGGUAGCCGAAGCCAAGAAAGAGACUAGCGCUGAUGCCUCUGUUAUUUAUGUGCCACCGCCUUUCUGCGCUGCAUCCAUCAUUGAAGCCAUUGAGGCUGAGAUCCCCCUCGUUGUAGCUAUAACAGAGGGCAUCCCGCAACAAGAUAUGGUCAAAGUCAAGUGGCACCUGCGUAACCAGAGGACUACGCGUCUCAUUGGUCCUAAUUGCCCCGGCAUCAUUAAGCCUGGUGAAUGCAAGAUGGGUAUCAUGCCCGGUUAUAUCCAUCAAAAGGGAAAAAUCGGUAUUGUUUCCCGCUCUGGCACCCUUACUUACGAAGCCGUGGCACAAACCACAGCUCUGGGUCUCGGUCAAUCAACUGUUAUCGGAAUAGGUGGUGACCCAUUCAAUGGCACCAACUUUGUUGACUGUCUUGAACGCUUUACGAACGAUCCAGAGACCGAAGGUAUCAUUAUGGUGGGCGAAAUCGGUGGAUCUGCCGAGGAGGAGGCUGCCGAGUGGCUCAUGGCUCACGGCGACCCUAACAAGCCCGUGGUGAGCUUCAUUGCCGGCACAACUGCUCCUCCUGGACGUCGUAUGGGUCAUGCAGGUGCAAUUGUAUCGGGUGGAAAGGGAACGGCUGCAGGUAAGUUUGCCGCUCUCGAAGCUGCUGGUGUUGCUGUUACGCGGUCGCCUGCUCGUCUUGGUGUGACACUGUUCGAGGAGAUGAAAAAGCGUGCUUAA
Molecule: messenger RNA, 900 nt
Organism: Plasmopara halstedii
Lineage: Eukaryota; Oomycota; Peronosporomycetes; Peronosporales; Peronosporaceae
Product: succinyl-ligase
Exons: 2
Coding region: 1-900 (299 amino acids)
Biological process (GO): tricarboxylic acid cycle
Cellular component (GO): succinate-CoA ligase complex (ADP-forming); mitochondrion
Molecular function (GO): succinate-CoA ligase (ADP-forming) activity; succinate-CoA ligase (GDP-forming) activity
Source: RefSeq, a predicted model, not a curated record